Messenger RNA from Oryza sativa Japonica Group (Japanese rice), 826 nucleotides. Its product is annotated as late embryogenesis abundant protein 47-like. The record is from RefSeq and is a predicted model, not a curated record. NCBI's taxonomy places the organism in Eukaryota, Viridiplantae, Streptophyta, Magnoliopsida, Poales, Poaceae.
ACUCACUCAUCCACAUCGCGCCAAGGAGAAGCUAUCCGCGACUUGAUUUUGCAAGCAAGGAUCGAUGAGCUGCCAGGAGGAGAGGCCACCGGCGGUGGCCGACGGCACCAAGAUAACGAUCGGCGAGGCGCUGGAGGCGGCGGCGCUCUCGGCGGGAGACCAGCCGGUGGAGCCGAGCGACGCCGCGGCGAUCGAGGCGGCGGAGGCGCGCGCGGCCGGUCGGCUGCAGGACGACGACGACGACGACGACGACGACGACGCAGACGCCGCCGCCGCGCCGGCCGGCCUCGCCGCGCGGGCGCGUGCCGCCGCGGACGCCAACGCCCGGGCGGAGCGCGACGAGGACAAGACCACGCUCGGCGACGUCCUCGCGGACGCGGCGGCGAAGCUGGGCGGCGCGGACAAGGAGGUGGAGAGGGAGGACGCGGUGCGGGUGGUCGGGGUGGAGGUGCGCAGCAAGCCCGACGCGGCGGCGCGGCCGGGAGGGGUGGCGGCGUCCAUCGCCGCGGCGGCGCGGCUCAACCGUGGGCGCCAGUAGAAGAAAAUGGCGGCGUCUGGCACCACUGCCUCUCUGCAAUACACGCCUUGUGCUUAUAUAAAGUUAUAUACUGUAAUCGUGUAAUUGGGAUGCUGCACCUGCAGGCUUCCAGUGACUUUGUGUUUGGAAUUAAUCAUGCAAAAACACACUGGCAUUCACCAUAUUGAAAUAUUAAUUUUGCUAUUGGCAUUCGCUAAAUCGUGACAUGAUCGCGUGUGCUAAUUGCCACUAGUCUUGAUGCGUCAUUUCAUUUCUCUGAGGCAGCAAUAGAUGUUACUUAUCGCUUGA